GGCUGAACACUACACUAAUAUACAUUGGGCCUCAGAUAUUUUUUUACAUCCGGUUUGAAUACAUGAAAUAUGAAUGACGUCAGCUAUAGAAAACCAAAGAAAGCAUAGUGUACAAGAACUUCCAUGGCUUCCGAAGAGAGUUGAUAAGUUGAUGAAGGGGUUCUUUGUUGAAUCCAUUAACUAUACCACCAUACAAAAAUUAAGAGGAGAAUCAUAUCAAAAAUGGUCAGAACUAACAGCUUCAUCAGUAACAUGUGGAACAUUUAAUGAGAAACGCUGAAGAUAAUGGGAUUUAAAUUAUGACAGACAACAUCCAACAGACUACAGUAGAUUCUCUAUGUUAUGGUGGUAGCAAUGGACAACCAACUAAACUUCCGGUGACAUCUAGUCUACUCUCUGUUUGCUUACCAGGCCCAGUGGGAGCUGCUCGUCACAUGCAGAGCAGCACAUCAAAUAAGCCUUCAAAUAUCACUACAACUUCUAGUGCUCAUAAUGAUUUGUUACCACAGUCUGAAAGGGAUAAAUUUAGUUUGUCCAAAAUAUCUGAUUAUAACAAUUUUGUUUUUCAACUUAAUGCAAAAAUAACAAGUCUAGAAUCAGGGUCUGAUUUGUCUCAUCCUCUAAAUGACACGUGUCCUUUAGUCAAUGGAGUGAGGGAAGAGGGAAUGAGGGAAGAGAAAAAAAUACCUAUAUCACAUUGCUCAAGCUCAUCAGUUCUUAUACCUCAGAGUUUUGUUGAAGGUUUCUCUUUUACCUCAAUGGGUGAUGAAGCUAGGAAUCUUUCCAGUGUUAUCAAACCACCCAUUUUGGAAAGCAUGUCAUAUAAGCAUGCUGGCAUUGACAACAAAAGGGAAGAGGAAAGAAAGGAAAAUAUCCAAUUAUCCUAUAAGUACCAAAGAGAUUUUUCAGAUGAUGAAAAGUAUCUGAAAGCUGAAAAAGCUUAUGUAGUCUCAGAAAAUCCUUCUCACUAUGUUCUUGAGUCCACACCCAUCUACCAGAAUUUAGUUGAUUCUCUUUCGGGACCUUCAGAAGAUAGACAAGUGCAAAAAUUGCCCCCUGUUUCAACUAUAAUGCAGCCCCAUAUGGCUUAUCUCUCUAGAGUAAACUACAAACCAUUUUACAUUGAUCCAGAACAUGAAGCACCCAUCCACGAAACCAUAAAUGUUCCCUUGGGUUGUGAAUCCCCUUUUUUAUACUCUAAUCUUCAAGAGACAUUAUCGUUCCCAUCACAUAACUUACGAGAGCCACACAAAGCAGUAAUGAAGUCCAGUCCAGUAGGAAAUAAUUUUUUGGGUUUACCACCAAUUCCUACCUCAGAUUGUGAUGUAGAUAAGCUUGAGACAAUUCAUAUUGCCCAUCAUGGAGUGAGUACUGUAAUGACUAGUACUGCAGAAAAUAAUGAAAAUAUCUUGGUUUUACCAUCCACAAACCCUUUGCUAACUCCUCUGGACUUUGGGACAACAACAUACACUUCGGUAGUGUCAUCUACACCACCUCAGCCUUUCCAGAGUACUGGACCUCACCACUGUGAUCCACAUAACCAAAGUAGAUGUAUUCUUUCAUCUAGUGAUAACCUUUCUAAUGAAAAUGCCUUAAACACACUACAGUCUGUUGGAUCUAUCCAUUCUACUGCUAAUGAUGUUGGUGACACAUUACCUGCAUCAGUGUCAAUAACAGCCUCUGAAACAGUGUCUUCUGUGGGGGCCUUAGAGAUGCCUGAUCUCCAUUAUUCCAGAUCUGCUGCCAUUACUUCACCAUUUCCUGAGCUUUGUGCUAGAGAACCUAAGGAGAACCCAGAAAUUGAUCUGAAAAGCUCUGUAAAUGUUCCUGUCUUGACAAAAACAAAUCCAGUGUUGUCAUCUAUUAAAGAAGAACCCAUGGAAGUGGAAGUAUCUCCUCGUGGACCAUUUUCUGCUGUUUCUUCAGAAAAUUCCAUGCAGCAUGCAGUAGCUCAGCUGCCGAGCAUGAUGACCUUCUUCACAUCUAGACCUGGAAGUGAAUCGGACUCGCAGCUUCUGCCACCAUUUUACACCGUCUCUGGCUUCACUUCUUUAAAGAAACGCGACCAUCCUGAAGCUCUUGCAGACUCGUGUCCUACUAUAGGAAGAUCAUCACUAACAAAUGAAGCUUUAGACAAGAUAGGUAACUCAUCACACAUAUUUUCAUCAACUUCUGUGUCUACAAUUAGUCCUGGUUUGUCUGGAGCAUCUACAAACAUAGAUACAUCUUCUGUGCCACUAAACUCGGUUAAGUGUGAAGUUGAUGUCAGCACUUCUCAGACAGUGUCAACAACUUUGCCUGUUUCCAAGCCAACAGCUGUCUCAACGGAUAAAGUAAGACUGUCAGUUUCACCAGGUGUUGUUGAGAAUUCCUCUCAAAAUGAUAGUAGUCUUAGUGAAAAGUACUGUUCUUUGUGCCAGUCUGGUAAGUCUUGUGAGCUACAUAUCCGUCAGUCUUUGGUUACUAGCACUUCUCUCUCGGAACCAUCCGUUAUUCCAGCAAGCUCUUCAAAACCCUUUCGUUGUAACCUUUGUGGUAAACAUCUUGCCACAAAGAAUGUAUACCAGAGCCACAUGCGGUCUCACUCCGGCGAGAAGCCGUUCACGUGCGAGCUGUGCGGCCACUGUUUCUCACAGAAGACAUCCCUCACCAGACACAUGAGAUCUCAUACUGGUGAACGCCCAUUUCCUUGUGAUAUUUGUGGCAAGUGUUUUGCUGACAAAGAGCGUAUCAAGAUCCACAUGCGCACUCACACUGGGGAGAAACCAUUUUCAUGUACUGUGUGUGGCAAGUGUUUCUCUCAGAAGUCAACCGUGAAGAGACACAUGAGUGUCCACACCGGUGAGAAGCCAUUUGUAUGCCAGUCUUGUGGAAAAGGCUUUGCUAAUAAAGGCAACUUAAAUGCCCACAGCAAAACCCACAGCAGCACAUAAACGUUGCAGUAAAACCAUUCGGGUUAAACGAGCGUUAUAGAAUUGUAUAUUCUUCAAGACAGCUUUACGUGUAAUUAAAUGACAAUAUCGGGCUUGGAGCUGUGAUACAGCAAGUCUGUCCCCAGAGGCCUGUAGAGACAUGCCUUAUCCGUAGAUUACUCUUAUCCUUACUACUUGUGAGAAAAGGAGUGAACAAACUGUGAUGAGUUAUCUUAAAGAAACAUUUAUAAAAAGAAAAUAUACUGUAGUUACUAAACUUGUGACAUGAAAAAAAAAAUGAAGUUUGCUGUUUUUGUUAUUUUAUAAAAUCCUAUUUUAAUGCACAAAUACAAAUCUCUAGUGACAUGAGACCAAGAGUGGUGAUAUAGAUAUAAAGAUAGCCCUAAAGUGCACUUAACACUUAGACCCUUGUAAGGCUAGACACCACAUGAACCUGUCACAAACGUGUCAACAAGAAAUUUUCUCUCUGAAAAUACUUGUGUAUUUCUGUCAGGAUGUUGCCAAGCAAUUAAAAAAGCUGAUAUAGAAAUAACUGAAUUUUUCAGUAAACUCAAUUAAUUUUGUGGUAGUUUCAUGUGGUUGUCUUUUGCCAUUUUGUUUUGAACUGAUGUACAAAAUCCAGUAAUUUGCUUUACACAGGCAGGUUUGUUAUAAUUCUGUAAAUGUACUAUUUAAAUGAACUGUCUACACACCAAUGACAUUACAACUGAAUGCAGUUUACAAUGACAGGAAGUGGUGAGUGAAGUAAUAAACAGUUGGACUUGUCCAAGAUGAGUUUUUAAUGACAGUGAUAUAUGCCUUGUUAUUUAUACUGGAUAGUCUAUAUAUAUUUGAAUUUGCUAUGAAGUAAGAAAUGCAUUCUUUAUAAACCUGCAGUUUGGUGAUUGUUGAUUCUUCGCAGUUUUUAUGUUGUUGACGUAAAAUAUAAGAAUAAUUAAUGAAUCAUGGAUACAGACAGAAAGCUUGAACAGUGUAUGUAGAUCAUUUAUAUAAUCAGGGUAAAAUUUUGCCUGUCGUAAUAUAUAUAUAUUCUUUCUCUAGUCUAAUCCUUUGAAAAGAAACACUGAUAUAGGUAACGGAUUGUAAUUUUAGUUCACUAUUAGUCGUGUGCAAAUGUUGAGCACUUGUUUAAUUUUAUGUAAAUGAAAUGCUGUGGUUUUAUUGUUGGUUUAUAAACACUAAUAGUUGUUAGUUCUGUGUGAUCAAUUAUAGAUUUAUAGAUAUACAUAUCUACGGAGGUGAAACUUUAAUGUUUGUGUUCAAAGAUAGCAGUGUUUAAAAUGUAAUUGGUAGAGGUUCUGUACCUGAACGUAAACCAAAUACGUGUACAUAUAUAUAAAUAGAAAUAUAUGUAAGUUUGGGAAAGCUGUAAUUUUGCAUCUUGGGCUCAAGGUGAGAAGAAGAAGAAGAAACGUUUGGAGUAGAAUAUUCUCUGAAAACCUUUUAGUCAAAAAAAUAUCUUGUUGAACAUACGUGUAGUACCAAAACUUUAACAAAUUUUAUUUAGUUAAUGUUGUGUGCAAAUCUUUUCGUUCUUCUCGCUUCGAGUAAACUUAGUGCCGAUAAUCAGUUUUUAUUGCACUUCAACUGAACUUGUGAAACAUUGGCUCGCUAUUGAAACGUAAGAUGUUGUAUAGAUUAUUGUAAUUUAAGAAAUCAAAAUUUCUAUGUCAUUAUUAAUAUAUUUUUUUUUAUGUUGUAAGUAAUAUCUUCCUACUGUUUUUUUUUUUUUGGUUUUAAGUUAAGUAUUAAAAGUGGACGUUUUGAACUGGUCAUUGGCUUUAUAAUUAAAGAACUGUAUUAUAUCUAGUUUUUACUUAUUUCACAAAGUUUAUUGAUUAAGCCUGUUUAUAUUUACUUGUUAUAUUAAGUGCUACGAGUAAUAAACUGAAAACUGUGCAGCAAAGCAAGUUAAGGGUUUUAUACUCCAAUAUGAAAAAUCUUUAAAAAAGUUACCUUAAGUAACAUUCUACUUAUAAGUUUAUUUGAAAACAAGGUAUACUGUGUUGUGUCUUUGGUGUUUUGUCCCCCCCCCUAAACCUUAAUGAAGCAACGUGUAUAAAAUCAAAUAAUUAAACCGGCUAGAAUUUUUAUAAGACUUUAAUUUUUAUUAGUGUUUACUAGAAUUCUAAUACGUUCAUAUAGAGUACAAAUAGUUUGUAUACUGUUCCUAAUGGCAUAUUAAAUGAUAAAAUAUGCACCUUUUCAUAUUAGCAGGAGUGUUUAUGUAAGAACGAGUAACCCUAACAUGUCGGUCUCUCUCUAUAUAUAUAUAUUUUAUUUAAUGCCUUUUAAUAAAACAAUUUAUGAGAACUCGGCUUUUGCUAGUAAGUAGUAAUCACAAUCAGUUAGAAGCCAUCAUAAAAUAACAUGAGCAAAACUUAGUUGAGUAGUUUGUGGAAGGUUUUACGAGACUAAAGAAACUGAAAGUUAUCACCAGAAAAGCCUUUUUUGCAUGUAGUUUAUUUUACUAAAAAAAACAUAGUUACUGAAUGAUUUAUAACUGCUUUAAGCAAGGGUUAGAGUUUAGUAAUGAAAAUGAAAUAAUCUGAAGAAGGUUUAUAAUUUGUAAGUUACCUAAAACUUAAUCUGAGCAUAGCUUUUAAAAGACCACUUAAAUCAGUAUAACGAUUAGUUUGAUAAUAAAAUCAGGACUCAAUAUUUAUACACACAUUAAAAGUGAAAAGGAAUAUAGAAUAUUUUUAUGAUUUUUUAGUUAUAAUAAAUUGAUAAAUUAUGCUUCUCUCUCUCUCUCUAAUAGGGCUUUCAAUUAAAUAAACAAAGCUUAUAGUAAAGAAACUUUUUUUUUAAUUUACUAUUUUAAUUUGAAAAGCAGUCCUAUAAAGAUUCGCCUUUUGUGUAAAAAUGUUAUUUUGAAUUUGGUUAAAUUUAUUUUAUUUUGGGAUUUAAUCAUUACAAUUUACUGGUAACGUAAACCUAAACAUCCCUUUUCACCUGGUGGCAAAACAAAAAAGUAAACUUUAAUAAUUGUGUAAGGAUAUUGCACAUGGCUGUUCCUUCAAAUCCCAAAAUAUGUUUUGUUCCCAACAUUAUGCCCAGUCAUUCUCUGUUUAUAGUGUUUAGUGAGGAUCCUACUGAUCUGAAAAAUUAAUUCAAAGAUACAGCAACAUACGGACUAGGCAGGUUUUGAUCUUAUUAAUUACAACAUUUUGAACCAUAGUAUCGGGUCAUCUUUAAGUAAGAGUUGCAUUAAUAAAAAGACAGGUGGAAUUCAAUUUUCCUUUUGAAUGAACUCUUACAUAACAGCGUGUCGAUACUAUGUGUCGAAACAUUGUACUUAUUAAAAAUCAAACCUUGCCUAUGGUAAAAGUUGCUGUUAUUGUAUUUUUGAAUUAAUUAGUCUUUUUUUUUUUUGCAUAUUAAUCUUUUAAGAACUGUAUAUUUUACUAGACUGUACUUGGAAGGAUUUUUGUUGGAUACAGGUUAACAGUUUAAAUUUAGUAGAGAGCAAAAAAAUAGUUUUGUGCACUGAGUUGUAUGCAUACUUACCAGUAAAAUAUGCAGGCACAUUUUGAGGCAAACUGAGCUUUAAUUUUUAAACUAGACAAAAUAUAAGCAAAGACACUGCUGUGGACCUUUAUUGAAACGGAUCAGGUUAUUGUACAUAUUUUAAAAAAACUAUCAUCUCUUGAACAUACCUGAAGCAAGUUGUAAAAAACAUUUGAAAGUGUUCUUGAUAGUCAUUCACAGAAGAACAAAAUAGCUAUGUUUGUCUGUUUUUAGUAAACUUUUAUUUUGUCCACUUUCUGUGCACUUCUCCAGUUUAUACGUACAUUUUGUGAUACUCAUUACAAAAUCCAUUUCUUUACAAGAAAUUUUAAGUGUAGCAUUGUUUUGUAUUCGUAUUGUACUUUUUAUUUGGAAAGGUUGUUUCUAAUAUUGUUAUGGUAACUUAAACAUGAAAUGCGAGUUUUGAUAUUGGAAGACGAUAAACGUAAAACGGGUAGAGAUUUUGUGUGUGAGGGGGGAUGACUUGUAUGUUUAUGAUAAUAUGUGAUUGAAUAUGGUAUGGAAGUCUCUUAUCACCUGUGAUAGCUUGUAACAGAAUGCAGAUGUAUAGUUUAGGUGAAUGAUAACUUAAGACGAUGAUAUUUGUUUCAGCGUGUGGUUGUACUACAUCUCUGUAUAUAUAUGAAAAAAAAAAAAUCCUUAAAACAAAUAAGCAUUGUUGUAUUUUAUACAGUUUGUUUUCAG
Molecule: messenger RNA, 7148 nt
Organism: Limulus polyphemus (Atlantic horseshoe crab)
Lineage: Eukaryota; Metazoa; Arthropoda; Merostomata; Xiphosura; Limulidae
Exons: 4
Coding region: 300-2933 (877 amino acids)
Biological process (GO): regulation of transcription by RNA polymerase II
Cellular component (GO): nucleus
Molecular function (GO): RNA polymerase II cis-regulatory region sequence-specific DNA binding; DNA-binding transcription factor activity, RNA polymerase II-specific
Source: RefSeq, a predicted model, not a curated record